AUGGAACUGGCCUGCGUUUCAGCUCUACUUCUGAAGUCUCCAAAAUCACCAAGGAAACCACGAGGGUCGCCUAGUAAGGGGAAGAAAAAGGAUCCAUGGGCGACGGACUCUGAUGGACCAAGUGGUAGUGAUUCAGAUCUCAAUUUUAAUGACGGAGAAGGAAGUUUUAUAGCCCAGAAUACGAAAGAACGAGGUCCGAGACGUGCUGCUGCUAAGAAAAUUGACUAUUCAUUUAAUGAAGAUGACGAGAUUGAAAAUAUGGUGUUAUCAGAUUCUAACGAUGAAUUUGUACCAACGGAAGCUGCUGUUGAAGCUGGUUCCAAUUUCAUCUCUAGAAUGAACGAGUAA
This is a messenger RNA of Lottia gigantea (owl limpet), 348 nucleotides long. RefSeq lists its product as hypothetical. NCBI's taxonomy places the organism in Eukaryota, Metazoa, Mollusca, Gastropoda, Lottiidae. The coding region runs from base 1 to 348 and encodes 115 amino acids. The record is from RefSeq and is a predicted model, not a curated record. The transcript is spliced from 2 exons.